Messenger RNA from Daphnia pulex (common water flea), 844 nucleotides. RefSeq names its product charged multivesicular body protein 5-like (gene Vps60). The record is from RefSeq and is a predicted model, not a curated record. NCBI's taxonomy places the organism in Eukaryota, Metazoa, Arthropoda, Branchiopoda, Diplostraca, Daphniidae. Gene Ontology annotation, biological process: late endosome to vacuole transport via multivesicular body sorting pathway; vesicle budding from membrane. Gene Ontology annotation, cellular component: multivesicular body. The coding region runs from base 73 to 735 and encodes 220 amino acids. The transcript has 5 exons.
AUUUUACGUGGCCUCGACUCGCGAUUGAGUUGUGAGUUUUAAUAAACGUUUUCUGUAAAUCUCCAGAGGAAAAUGAAUCGCAUAUUCGGUCGAGGAAAGCCUCAACAGCCUGCUCCUAACAUGUCUGACAUGAUAUCCAAGGUCGACGAAAGAGGAGACAAUAUUGAGAAAAAAAUCAGCAAAUUGGAUGUUGAGUUGAAAAAAUACAAAGAUCAAAUGGCCAAAAUGCGGGAAGGUCCAGCUAAAAAUGCAGUGAAGCAAAAAGCUCUUCGAGUGCUCAAGCAAAAAAAAAUGUAUGAACAACAAGCUGGUAAUUUGCGUCAACAGUCAUUCAACAUGGAACAGGCUAACUAUGCCACACAAACGUUGAAAGAUACACAAUCUACGGUGAAAGCCAUGCAAAUGGGUUUAAAAGAAAUGAAAAAAGAGUUUAAGAAGAUAAAUAUUGAUCAAGUUGAGGAUAUCCAAGAUGAUAUGGCUGAUAUGCUUGAACAAGCUGAUGAAGUCCAAGAAGCCCUUGGUAGGAGCUAUGGAACCCCUGACAUUGAUGAAGAUGAACUGGAAGCUGAACUGGAAGCUCUGGGCGAUGAAAUGCUUGGAGAUGAAGAUUCAUCUUAUCUUGACGAUGCGAUCAAGGCUCCGUCAGCGCCAGACAGGGAACCAGGAGCUGAAAGCGUUAACGUGGAUGGCGUUGCUGUGGAUGAAUUUGGAUUACCAAAGAUUCCUGCCUCUUAACGAGUACAUUAUUUGCUGUCUUGUAUAUGCCGUCUCCGGUGAACUAUGUUUAUGCACCUGUAUGAAUGGAAAUCCUACGUUACACUUAAUUACACGAGUAAGACUUGUA